Molecule: messenger RNA, 972 nt
Organism: Fusarium sp. VM40
Lineage: Eukaryota; Fungi; Ascomycota; Sordariomycetes; Hypocreales; Nectriaceae
Source: the annotation of a GenBank genome assembly
AUGGCGGAACCUCUUGCACCUCUACCUCCCACGGUGGUAAAUGCCAUGAAGACCUUGACCGAGAGUAUCAUCCGAGACAAACAGGCAGAAGCGGCCGCCAAGUCAAAGGAAAAUACCCUACCAUUUUCUUCACCAGCUGCAAAGCCUACUCCUACCUCCGGCAAGAAGCGCAAAGCGGAAUUGAGCCUUGAUGAGGAAAUCGCAGCAUACAAGGCAGAUCUCGACGACGUCGUGAGUCCCGACUCAUUCGAAAACGACGAGCUCGUCAGCUGCGGUACCAUCCGCAGCAGACUGAACAAACUCUUCGACUCAGGAAUCAUGACCAAGGCAGAUUUCUGCAGAGCCACCGGCGCAAACUCAAACUCUCUCAACAAGUUCCUCAAGCAGAAGGGGCCCAUGGGCGGCUCCGGAAGCUGCGUCUGGUAUAACGCCUACGCUUGGUUCAAGCAGCGAGAAGUCAUGGGUCUCAAGAUGCCUGACCCCAAGAAGCGCCAGCUGGAACAGCAGAAGAAGGACGACGCUGCCAAUGGAACCCCUUCCAAGACUCCAAGCUCUGCAGCAAAGACACUAAAAGAUCUCCCUGACUUAAGCGAGAUUUAUCUCCAAGGCGAAGAAACAGACGAAGUCCCCGUGUACGACGACUGCGACGAGAUCCGGCGCAAGAUCAACGCGCACAUGAAGACCCCCGGUCUCACGCAGGCACAAUUCUGCCGCGACUUGUACGCGCAGCUUAAAGCGCCCAAGUGCAAGGGCAUCCAGUCUAAGCAGCUGACUGACUUUCGCGGUGCUAAGGGGUCUAAUGCGGGAGCUAAAAGCUCCGUAUUUUACGCAGCGUAUGUGUAUUUUGAGAAGCUCCGUAUUGCGCAGGGUAAGCCGAUAAACAAGCAUCGAGAACACAUUUUCGACAUAUAUCCAGGAGGAUUUCCUAGGGAUGCGGAUUAUAGGACGACUUGGUAUAUCGGGGCGGCGUAG